AUGCAAUUCGCAGAAGUCAAGCCUUCUGAUAUUGCAAUCAAUCAUCAUUACCUCCAAUCCCAAGAGAUGAACAAGAUCUUCCAGCAGGUUCUGGUCCCGUUGACCGCACUCACCACUCCCCUUCAAUCAUGGGGGAUUUGGGGUAGCGCCAACCAAGUCAGUACUCCGGAGAUGGUAUGCGGUGCAGCAAAUUAUACCACCGAAAUCGUCUCCCUCGACCCGCUAGCAGUCUACAUCAAUGGCUUCAUGUCGAAAUCGGAGAUCGCCUAUCUACGAAAUCUCCUCACUCAUCUUGCCAGGGAUGACCCCAUGGUUGAAUGCAUUAUCAAACGAUCAACCGAUUUCGUUGGUUUCAUUCCGCAUGAUGGAUUUGAAGCCCUCCAGGUUGUUCGGUACUUCGAGAAUGAGCGCCAUGAUCCUCACUUUGAUUGGUUCCAAUCCCCUCCUAAGAUUGCAUCUGGCUUGACUUGCAACCGAGCAGCCAGCUUCUUUGUUUACUUGGGCGACGAGCCUGAGGGCGGAGAGACUUGCUUCCACUAUCUUUAUCCUGCUCCUCCAGAUGCGGAUCCUAAGAAGUUCAGUAACAUCAACAGCGAUGAUGGGCUUGGUGUCGCUGUCAAGCCUAUAACUGGGAAUGCUAUGUUUUGGAUGAACCUCUACUCGAACAAUACGGGAGAUCCUCGAGUGCAACAUUCGGCGCUUCCAAUCCGAUCUGGUACCAAGUAUGGUAUGAAUAUCUUACUGAAGCGAUGCUGGGAAUAA
Penicillium chermesinum is the source of this 762-nucleotide messenger RNA. RefSeq lists its product as uncharacterized. Lineage: Eukaryota; Fungi; Ascomycota; Eurotiomycetes; Eurotiales; Aspergillaceae. The transcript is spliced from 4 exons. Gene Ontology annotation, molecular function: procollagen-proline 4-dioxygenase activity; iron ion binding; L-ascorbic acid binding. The coding region runs from base 1 to 762 and encodes 253 amino acids. Gene Ontology annotation, biological process: peptidyl-proline hydroxylation to 4-hydroxy-L-proline. The record is from RefSeq and is a predicted model, not a curated record. Gene Ontology annotation, cellular component: endoplasmic reticulum.